Molecule: messenger RNA, 1785 nt
Organism: Hyposmocoma kahamanoa
Lineage: Eukaryota; Metazoa; Arthropoda; Insecta; Lepidoptera; Cosmopterigidae
Gene: Ahsa1
Product: activator of 90 kDa heat shock protein ATPase homolog 1
Exons: 4
Coding region: 219-1247 (342 amino acids)
Biological process (GO): positive regulation of ATP-dependent activity; protein folding
Cellular component (GO): cytosol
Molecular function (GO): ATPase activator activity; protein-folding chaperone binding
Source: RefSeq, a predicted model, not a curated record
UUGCGGUUUCGUUGUGAUUAUUCUCGAAAAUUGUGUGAGUAGUCGGUCGAUUACGUUCGAAAAGCACUAGAUUUCGCAAAAACUGUGACUGAUUCCAAGAGCAAAAUAUUGCAUCUCUCAACUCUUGAUCUCGGUGUUGUGGAGCAACAUUAUAGUGCAAUAACUUCGUUUUAAGUAUUGUGGAUAAUUAGAGAACGCUUAUACUCGUGUAGUGUGAGAUGGCCAAAUGGGGAGAAGGUGACCCUCGUUGGAUCGUGGAGGAGCGACCUGACGCUACCAACGUGAACAACUGGCAUUGGACGGAGAAAAAUGCUGGACCGUGGUCCAAGGACCGCCUGAAGGAACUCCUAACGAAUUUAAAAAUAGCUCAAAAUGGUAUUGACUGUAAGAUUACUGAAGUAGAAAAAGUUGAUGGUGAAGCGUCAGCGAAUAAUAGGAAAGGAAAAUUAAUAUUCUUUUAUGAAUGGGACAUUAAGAUGAAAUGGGAAGGGAGGCUCUCUGGGGGCAAUGAGACUGUUAAGGGUGAGGUGCACAUCCCUAACCUUUCGGAGGAGAAUGAUGUCAGCGAAGUGGACAUGACUGUAACAAUCAAAGGUAGUGGCGAAGAAGCUCAGCGUGUAAAAGCAUUUAUGCACAACUUUGGUCGUAAUGAGAUCCGGAAACAGCUAUCAGAAUACAUACGCAGUCUCAAAGAAGAGUUUUCUAAAGGUCUCAUUCUUCCCAAAAAAGAUGAAGCUCCUGUCAAACCAGACAAUGUAUCUAUGAUUACCAGUGGUUUCAAUAAGAAAGUAUGCAUGGAACCACUCAUUUCACCUCAGAAUAAUGUACAGAUUGGAUGCAAGCUAGAUACUAAAACAAUUGAACUAUCAGAGACUUUCCAAUGCCGUGCACAAGAGUUUUACGAUGCUAUGACUCGGUUAGAGAUGGUGACAGCAUUUACUCAAGGACAUGUGAAGCUUGAGGCCGAAAAGGGUGGGAAGUUUUCUCUAUUUGGAGGGAAUGUAACUGGAGAAUUUAAGGAAUUGGUGCCGGGGAAGAAAAUUGUGCAAUAUUGGCGAUAUAAGCAGUGGCCUGACCAACACUUCUCCGAAGUAACCUUUAACAUUGAAGAGAAGGAGGACCAUACCUUAGUGACACUGAAGCAAGUGUUGGUGCCAGCUACAGAGGUGGAGCAGACCCGCGUGAACUGGAAGAGAUACUACUUCGACAGUAUUAAACGCGCCUUUGGCUUCGGUGCGUUCCUGUGAUUGCUACUGCACGCUAUUUGUAGAAGAAUUAGAUUCAAUUUAACGACGAUAAGUGUUUCUAUUGAAGAACAAGUCUCCGGCCUUAGCAUGGUUUGCAGAUAUCUUUAUAUACAAUUGUAACACAGCUGUGAUUUUUUUUUUCAAUAUUUAUUAGUGUUUUAAAUGUAAUUCCAAAGUACAAUUAUAAUGUCACAACAUGCAUGACAAAUAUGAAGUUUCUAACCAACGUCGGGCUUUAGUAAUUAAUUAUGAUCUAAACUCGUAUGUUUGAAAGAAAAUUUUUGCGCAGUCUUAGGAAUUCCCGCAACUACCGUAUCAUAUCUAGUUUGUACGCAUCAAGUAUAUAACCAGAAAUAAGCGACGAAACGGCAUUUAAUUUGUUUGAAAACUAUUCUACCAAAUCAUUACAGUAACAACUGCGCGCCGAUUGGCCAGCCCGAAUUCGAAACAAUUAAGGGGUGUCAAUUGUUUUACUUCAAAUCGACCAGUUUAACUUGAGCUUUGCUAUAAUGGAAGAAAAUUGAAAAAUUACUUUCAU